AUGGCCCUGGUGUGUCAGGAAUCCCAGGAGGCAUCGGCAGUGACAAGUCACUUUACGGCAAUGAUCUGGAAAAGCAGCAAGAAGCUGGGCAUUGGGAAGGCCUCGGCUUCCGAUGGCUCCACGUUCGUAGUUGCUAGAUAUUUCCCAGCUGGCAACAUCAUGAACCGGGGCUAUUUUGAGGAAAAUGUUCUGCCUCCAAAGAAGUAA
Messenger RNA from Rhincodon typus (whale shark), 207 nucleotides. RefSeq names its product Golgi-associated plant pathogenesis-related protein 1-like. The record is from RefSeq and is a predicted model, not a curated record. The transcript is spliced from 2 exons. NCBI's taxonomy places the organism in Eukaryota, Metazoa, Chordata, Chondrichthyes, Orectolobiformes, Rhincodontidae. Bases 1 to 207 code for a protein of 68 amino acids.